Bombus terrestris (buff-tailed bumblebee) is the source of this 1690-nucleotide messenger RNA. RefSeq names its product jerky protein homolog-like. The coding region runs from base 47 to 1498 and encodes 483 amino acids. Gene Ontology annotation, cellular component: nucleus. The record is from RefSeq and is a predicted model, not a curated record. Lineage: Eukaryota; Metazoa; Arthropoda; Insecta; Hymenoptera; Apidae. The transcript has a single exon. Gene Ontology annotation, molecular function: DNA binding.
GUAACAUCAUUUCUGUGCGGUAUUUACAUUCGAAACGUUCCAAACAAUGAUGAAGCGAAAACCGCAAGCAGUGUUGUCAAUUGAAAAAAAAUACGACAUUCUUAGGAUGAGAGAUAAAGGUGAGGAUCAAAAAUUAAUACAAGAAAAGUACAAUGCUUCAGUAACCUGCUUGGACCAUAUAUAUAAAGAAUACCAAGAGAUUAAAAGACUAUUCCAGGCCAAGACAUUGGAUAUUAGCCGUUCCAGAAAAUGUACAAGAUGGCUACAUGUAAGGGAUCUAGAAAGAAUUGUUUACCAGUUGUACUUACGGUGUAGGCAAAACAGAAUACAAAUGACAGGAGUAGAGGUACGGAGAAAAGCUUUGGAAAUUAAUGAAAAAUUAAAGGGAGAUCCUGAUUUUAAAGCCUCUGACCAAUGGUUUAAAAACUUUAGAUCUCGUCACCGUAUAACUGGUAAUGAUGUCGAGAAAGAUCUUCCAAUAAUAAAUGUAGAUACACUGAAUACCUUUAAAGCUCAUUUUAACACAUUUCUGAAAAACGGGGAGUUCACAUUGGAGAACGUUUACAAUGUCGUUUACACAGUAAUGAUGUGGAAGGGAGUACCAGAAAAAACUUCGAUUUUUAGGCGUGCGAAACAGGCAGGAAACCAACAAAUGUUGGAAGAUCAUGUUACUGUACUUUUUUGUGCAAAUGCUACCGGAAGUCACAAGUUGCCGGUACUAAUAAUCGGCAACAUUGGAGAAACUCAAGGUUUAUACAAUUUGAAUACAGAUGCCUUUUCAACUAUCUACAGAGCAAACGCCAAUGCUUGGAUGAGCAGUAACAUUUUCAAUGAGUGGUUUAGGAAAUAUUUCUUAGAAUCAGUUAUAAGAAGACAACUGAAGAAGGGGCGCAGGGAGAAAACGUUGUUAUUACUAGAUAAUACUAGGUUGAUUCACGAUCUCAACGAUCUAAAUAGAAAAGAUAGAUUCGUUACAGUUAUAAGUAUUCCACUUAACAUAUCACCAGUCGGGCAACCAAUGAAUUGUGGAAUAAUUUCAAGUUUCAAGAGAAAGUACCGAAAAGAAUUGGUGACAACAUUAGCAUCAUUACCUCUCUACAAUACGAAUGAUGAUGUGAUAGACAUGCAUGAAAAAUUAGACAUGUGGGAUUGCUGCAGCAUUGUACAUGAUGCUUGGUCUUAUGUCGACAAUGCAAUAUUGACAAAUGCGUGGGACAGCCUUUUGAAUCGUGAAAUCCAGUGGAGUGAGGAAUACUCACUAAGAAUGAAAUAUGACGCAGUUAAAACAAUUGAAAUACUGCGUAGCUUACCUGGAUGCGGACGGUGCGAUGAAGCCAGUGUGUUAAACUGGUUUGAAAAUGACGAAAUUUGUGAGGUUUUCAUGAAGAUAUGUACCAACGACAUUAUUCGAGAGUUUGAAAACAAAACUGUGGAUCGAAUGAACUAUUUCUACGAUGAAGCUGGGCCUUCUCAUUCGAAGCUUCCAAAAAUGAGUUAACAUGGUUUGAAGCACAAAAUGAAUGUAACUUGGAGGAAUUGCUUAUAUUAAAACGUGUAUAUUAAAAAAUAUAUUAAGAAAUAUAAUAUGAUUUAGCUAUAAGAAAAUUGCGGAACGCGUAUGAUUUGAUGUAGCGUUUAAUUGUUUGCAUGUACCAUUUGGUUUGAAAUAUAUGGCACACAGUACAGAAAA